CAGUGUUCUCCUAACUUUACUUUGUAGCUACAAGCUGAUGAACCGAGAGGCUGGGAGCCAGCAGCUGUGUGAGUGAGUAAUGCAGUAAGCUAUGAGUGUAUGUAUGUGUUAGAGAGGGAAGCAAGAGUUAUAGUUAUAGGGUUUGUAAUUUGGUUCUCUGACUCAACUUAAGGGUUGUAAGGUUGUUGGUAUAAAAAGGAUGUAGGGUUAUCUUUAAUUUCAUUUUAAUUCUGUUUUGUUAGGAAAUACAUUUUAUUGUUUCAUUGAUAGAUUUAGCUGUAAUUGUUGGUAUAUUUUGUGCUGAUAUUCAGAGCUCUGUAAAAGUGUAAGAAUAUGGGUGGAUGAGCAGUUUGAUUCAUGGUAUUUACUGAUAAAAACAUAAUUCUAUGUUUUGUUGAUUUAUAACUCAGAUAUUGAACUUUCAACAUUUUGCUGUAGCAGGCUAUUUUCAAAGGAGAUAUUUUCUAUCAAAAGGUUGAACUUUUUUUCAUCAGUCAUCAGUAUUUAAAUUGAAGAAGAUCAUUUUAGAGUAGGGGCAAAGAAUUACACCACCUUAUCUCAGUAGUUUAUAGUGGGUGUUAGACAUGCCCUUUUAAAUGCUGGACAGGACAGUAAUAUCUCACACAGUCAUGCUGCUGGCUCUACUGCUGGUUCUGUGUCUUGCUUCUGGGGCCCAGUCUUCAGACCCGGCCCCAAUAACAGUUAUGUACAGAGUCUGGGAGGAGCAGCCUGUGGGCACCAGGGUCGGCCAUCUGGUCGAUGACCUGCGUCAGAGAGGCGAGACAGAGGCAUUGGAGGAUUUCCAGGUCGUGGAGCAUGGUCAAGCCCUGCCUUUCUCCAUCGGAGCGAGCGACGGAACUCUCUCCACUCUGGGACAGCUGGACCGGGAGGAGUUGUGUCGAGGCUCGGACCUGUGUGAGUUGGCCUUCAGUGUCCUCUACAGGAAAGGUGGUGCUAUCCACUUUCUGAGGGUGCGGGUGGAGGUGAUGGACCUGAAUGACCACAGCCCCACCUUCCCCAGUGGCAAGCAGGAAUUGGAGAUCUCUGAGACGGCCACGUUGAGGAUGCGGAUUCCCCUGGACCGAGCCGUGGACCCAGAUGCCGGCCCCAAUGGACUGCAGACCUACUCACUGUCCGUUAACCAGCACUUUGCCCUGGAUGUAAGGAGCACUGCGGAUGGGCCAAAGCAAGCAGAGCUGGUGGUGAUAAAGGAGCUGGACAGGGAGGUGCAGUCCUCCUUCGAGCUGACUCUGGUGGCCUGGGACAAGGGGAACCCUCCCAGGUCGGGCAGUACUCUGGUCAGAGUCAAAGUCUUGGACUCUAACGAUAACAGCCCCAUGUUUGAGGAUGGCACCCCCACCGUGGAACUAACUGAGGACACAGCCCGUGGAACUAUUGUCAUCAACCUCAAGGCCACGGACCCUGAUCAAGGGGCCAAUGGGGAGGUUGAGUACUCUCUAAGCAAACAUGCUCCACCUGAGGUGCAGAAGCUUUUCAGUGUCCACCCCCAGAGUGGGGCAGUGACCUUAAAAGGCGAACUGGACUAUGAGGACAAACACUCUUAUGAGGUGGACAUCCAGGCUCGCGAUCUUGGGCCCAACGCCAUCCCCUCUCACUGUAAACUACACGUCAAGCUGAGGGACGUCAAUGAUAAUGCACCAAGGAUCCACGUGACUUGGACACCUCCUGAUUCCCCAGUGGCAACUGUUUUAGAGGGUGCACCGGAGGACACAUUCCUUGCACUGGUGAUGGUCUCUGAUGCAGACUCCGGGGACAAUGGGAAUGUGCACGCCAACAUCUGGCACGGAUCAGGCCACUUCCGCCUCAAGAAAAUCCAUGGCGACAACUACAUGAUCGUAACCAAUGGCACCCUGGAUCGCGAAAAGGUCAUGGAGUAUAACCUCACGUUACUUGCCCAGGAUUAUGGUGACCCUCCACUGUCAUGUGUUAGAUACCUAGUUGUCCAUGUGUUGGAUGAGAAUGACAAUGCCCCUGUGUUCUCCAAGUCCCACUACAGGGCUUCCUUCAAGGAGAACAAUGCCGUAGGCCUACAGGUCCUCAAGGUAGAAGCUAAUGAUGUGGACAUUGAGCUCAGCGGCAGGGUGUCCUACUCCAUCCGAGAGUCCAAUGAACUGGGAACUCCCACGGCGUCUUUUGCCAUCCACCCCAUCAGUGGCGUAGUCAGCGCCCAGCAGUCAUUGGACUAUGAGGAGUCUCCAACCUACUCCUUCAUCGUGGAGGCCAUAGACCAUGGGCAUCCACCCCUCACCAGCACUGCCAUGGUACUCAUCGAGAUCCAGGAUGUCAAUGACAACUACCCCGUCAUCAAGGAGCCAAUGCCAAAGAAAGGCAUAGCCUUUGUGAGCGUACCUGUCAACGCAGAGAAGGGGGAGAUGGUGACAGAGCUAGGGGAUGGUGCUGAAGAAGGCUCCACCUAUCCUCCGAUCGAUCGCUCUGCACAAAAUGGACUUUCAGGAUUCCUGGCCACUACCAUCAAGGCCAACGAUCUAGACUCUGGCCUCAAUGGAAGACUCAGCUACAUGAUCACAGAUGGAAACCCCACAGGACUGUUCAGACUUGACGACACUACUGGACAACUGUAUGUUAACACGACCAAUGCGACAGAGCUCAUUGGGAAGACUUUCAAAGUGGAUAUCGCUGUAUCGGACAAGGGCUCUCCAAGGCUAGUGACAAAGGUCACCUUGGAGGUGACUUUCGUCAACUUGCGGGACCAUCUGAAGAACUCAGCCCCUGGUAACCGUGGCCAUCUGAGUUUCACCAUGAUGAUGGCCAUAUGCCUUGGGGCCAGCUGCCUCCUGCUUCUCCUGGCUGUUGCCCUGGUGACCACCUUCUGUAGACCCACGAAACGAGACAACCAUGCCUACAACUGCAGGAUGGCUGAGUCCACCUACACGCGUCACCCUCGCCGUCCACAGAAGAACAUCAGGAAGACGGACAUCCAGCUGGUGCCAGUCCUGAGGGGACGAAGGGAGGACCCUCCGGAAGACGAGGAUGAAGCCCAGCCCCUCUCCCCUAUGCCCCUGGUGGUUGAAGAGCAGCAAACCGAAAGGCAAUACAGCAUAGCCACCUCCAUGCACCCAACAGUCCACUCCCAGGCCUACCCUGAUGGGGGCGCAACGCUGCCAGUCUCCCAUACCAGAACACUCAGGAAACCUGGGAGCAUCGAGCUGGACGGCACUCUCCCUCAAACACCCACCACUCCUUACCGAACCCUGCGCAAGGCAAGAAACCCUUCGUUGUCCUCCUCACUCUCUCAGAACAGCACCCUGAGGAGACAUGGGAACUCUGAGAUCCAGGCUAGGCCUGACGUUGAAGAGCCAGAACCAUCCUCCCCAGUGUCCCAGGUAGCAACACUUAGAAAGUCCAAGAACACAGACACCAGAGGUGGACAUGAUGCUGAAGACCACAGACGGAUACUGAGGAACUUAGUCCGUCUCUCCAUGGCUGCCUUCGGAGACAACUCCAUCGAGCUGUCUGCUGCCUCUCCAGAAGUACAGCAGAUCUCCCAGCUCCUCUCCCUGCUCCACCAGGGCCAGCUGCAGCCGAGACCCAACUUCCGAGGCAACAAGUACUCCUAUCGCGCUGGCAGGACCGGCGUUCAGGACACUGAUUGUCAGAGCACCAAGGACAGUGGCCAUGGCGAGAGUGAAGCCGGAGACAUGGACUGGGACACGGGCCGAGACUCCCCUGUCAACCUGCUACUGGAGGAGGACCUUAACAACCUGCUCAACAACCCUGAUGACGUCUUUGCUGACAUAGAGGACCCUGCAUGGAUGGCCCGCCUCUCCCUCCCACUCACUGCAGACUACCACAAGAACAUUUUUGUCCCCGACGGGCCACCGUCCUCCGACACCCAUUGCUCCCCAGACACCCUUGACGACUCCUCCUUCUCCACCUUCGGCAAGACGCCGGAGAAGGAUGGCCCGCUGGGCGGGGCCUUGCUCUCCGAGGUCAACACCUUGUUUAACAUGCUCCUGACCCAGAAGGGCGACUCCCAAUCACGCCCCUCGCCAGAUGUGCUCUACAGAUUGUCUGCCGCCUACCGGCGCUCGCUGGGGCUGGACGGAGCUGCCAAUGCGCCACGGAACUCUGGGAACCCCGAAAAUACGUCCCCUCUGGCUCAUUGCUCGGCCCAAUUCCCUUAGGCCUUGUCUUAACAUGGUUACGUCAUGGAAUUCAGUCUAAAAGAAGUUGUAAAAAAGACAGUCUCUACAAGCCAGAAUGUUGAAUACAAUGAUAUUCAAACGUACGUUGCCGGUUGUCUGUGCUGUUGGUCCUUUUGGCAGUAGGAAGUGUAGAUAGGGUAUCCACAGGAAAGUGUUGUUUACACAGCUUUUUGCCACGCCAUUAGUUUCUGUCACUUGUAUUUUCCAUCUCCUGAUGCAUUUCAAGUGAUGCACAAUAUGUCAACAUUAGCCGGAUGUAACUGAAUGUUGUUGACCAAAGCGCAUUACUUCAAAAGCAGCUUGAAGUGCUUGUGAAAUUUGCCAGAUGAUUACGUGGGACAACGUUUGGUCUGUGGCAUCUUUUACAUAUUGUGCAUGUCGCUUGCCGAUUUCGUCAGCAUUGAAAAUACAAAGCAACAUACAGACCAACGUACUGAAAGUUGGGUUGAUAACACUACUCUGUGGAUAUUUUGUCUCAGAUGACCUCCUACAUCAGGACAAAAUCAGCAGACAACAGGUAAAUUACAUUCAGAUGAAGUUUAUUCAACAGUCUGACUUGUGAUGUGACUGUUCACAAAAAGGGAGCCUACAUGUUAGAGACGAGAGUCGUCCACUCUUGGAUUCGUAGAGGCUAUCUUAGACCCAACUCCUGGUUUGAAAACAGUUGCAUCAACUUCAUUUGAUUGGUUCCUGUGUGUUAGGGCUAUUUAGAAUGUCCAGUAUGUUCUUACAAUCCCCCCCAAACCGGUGACUGUGUUUUCCUUUUUGCUGUGGUUGCAGAAAUGACUGAACUGCUCAAGCUUACAACAGCAACCUCUUCUCCUAACAUAUCCCCAUUAGGAGAUGUCAAUUACACUAUUAGCCCCAGACAGACUGCUUCCCUGUCUGGAACAAGCCAAGGCCAGAAAAGGGAGAGGAGUUAACCUAAGGUCUUUGUUCAGUGCUGGAACACGGUCAAUGCACUAUACAGUACUCCCUACAUAGCACAGUGUACAUUUAGCUUGAGAUAAAUGUUACACAAGUAAACUGUUUCCCUCAUGUGGCACAUUCUCCCCUGUAUCAUUCUGAUAAACACUUCUGACCAGAGAGAGAGAGAGUUAAUCAGUGGGAGCAACAACACGGUGCUAUUCUUUAUUAGCGUUGUCCAUGGUAUGAAUGGCUGAGUUUGGCAACCCAAGCAAAGAGUCCAAGAAGGAAAUGGCUCUUUGUCUUUUCUUAAGAGAAAACACUAGCGAAACUAAGUCCUGUUCCUGAGGAUGUCUGCCGCCAUUUCCUUCAACUCCAUUUUGAGAAAUGUCUCCAUUGUUGAUUACUAUUUGUAUUUACUCAAGUAAAUUCCUUAGCUACUGAAAAAUGUAAUAUUUACAGAGGUAAAUAUGCUGUUUAUUGAGGUCUGUGUAAGAAAACAUAAACAGGAUUUGGUUUUAGAUAUUUGAAUGGCUGUAAAAGUGUUAUAAAUUAACUUUUUUGACAAAAGGUGUAAUUUGUAACCUUGCUUGGGAGAAUAUGGCAUUUUUUUGGCCAUAAAUCAAACCAGCAGCACUUUGUACAUACUAUUUUCUAAAACAUUUAAAUAAAAUUGUUUGAAAACAGCAUCAUGCUCAUUUCAUCCUACAAAUUCCACGAUGUUGAGGAUUUUGACUUUUUUUUUUUAAAUUUGAUUUUCUUUGGGUGAGAACAUGGAGACUCACUGCAAAAAGAACAUAUCUAGGAAAAACCUUUGUAAGACAACGACCUCUGGUGCUUUUUCCAUGUAAUUUUUGUAUAUUGACUCGUGAUGAACCAGUAGCUGGAGUUUUCCUUAUUCUUCAUAUACCAAGGCCUUAUUGGAAUUCUUUCAAAGUGCAUCCUUCAUUACUCCCUUUCUUGAACAAAUAAUGGGCUUGAUUAAAUCCGUAUUGCGGAAGUUCUGCGUUACAGCACGAUUGAAAUGUAAAGGUAAUUCCAGAUUGAGCUGACAUGUGAUGCUGUCUCUGCCAACGCGGGAACACUCUUUACAUUUGCAUUUACGCAAUACGGAUUGAAUAGAGCCCUCAGACUAGACAUGACUGGACAGGUGAACGCAAGUGUGCCAGUACCAGAUGCUUCUCCUGAGGGUAAACUGAGUAAUUGUUACAUGUUUUCAUAGGCAACGGGAUCUACAUUAUAAGAAUAAACAAUGUUAAAAUUUGACAUCUUUAUGUAUGGGACAUUGAAGUUAUUUUGAUGGUAACAAUAUUGUUUGUU
Molecule: messenger RNA, 6413 nt
Organism: Oncorhynchus mykiss (rainbow trout)
Lineage: Eukaryota; Metazoa; Chordata; Actinopteri; Salmoniformes; Salmonidae
Product: protocadherin-12
Biological process (GO): homophilic cell-cell adhesion
Cellular component (GO): plasma membrane
Molecular function (GO): calcium ion binding
Source: RefSeq, a predicted model, not a curated record